GUCAGAUAUCAGUCUAUAUUUUACAAAAUAAGGAAGUAAAAUCUGGCAGACAUAUUUGAAGUUUUACAAAUUCAUUAUGGCCUGUGGAGGGGGACAGGUUCCAGUUUCCUGAAGUCUUUGUGAGGAGAACACUAGAAUAGAAUGGAAGUGCCUAAACUGUGAUAUGCUCAUGUGUGACAAGUGUAAAGAGAAAAUCCAUGUGAAAUUCAAAUUUGCCAAGGAUCAUAAAGUUGUUUCUAUCCAGGAGGUGGGGCUUCAUGUAGAAGAAAUAGAUUUUUCCAGUAUUAGCUGUAAAAAUCAUUUAAAACAGAUUUGCUUCAUGUUUUGCAAAUCAUGUGACUGUUUAGUAUGUCCCCUUUGUAUCUCCGAAACACAUAAUGGCCAUGGUUUGGUAGCCAUCAAAGAGGGAUAUGAAAUCCAUACCAGUAAAUUGAAGACAGGGCAAAAGAAUAUAAGAACUAAAAUAGAUGAGCUGAAGAAAAGAAAAGCAGAAGUCAAUGAUAUUGAAAGCACUGAACAUUCAAGAUUGGAAAAUAUCAUGAAGAAAAUGAAAACUCAGAAAAAUGUGCUAAAGAAUGAAGCUGAUAAACACAUAGAGAAAUUAAAAUCAGAAAUAAUGAAAAAAUGGGAAGCUCUUCUUCAAUCUACAAAAAAAGAAGAAAAUGAAGUGACACUUCUCAUUGGAAGUUUGGAAUCCCAAAACUCAGAGGUUGAUGAUAUCAUCCAAUCCACUGACGGCAAGAGAGUCUUUGUGGAUGGUUUGGGGUUAGUUAAAUCAAUGGAGGAAACAAUCACACCACCUUGUACAAAGUUCGAUUCUAUUCCAACAUUUCUUCCUGGAAUCAUAACUGCUUAUAACAUUGGUUCAUUAGAAAAUAUUACAACGAAGGGUGAAAUCAAAAUUAUAAAACAAUUUUACUCUGAAAUGUCCAGCAUAGAUCAUAUAGCAGCAUGUUCUGAAGAUAUGUUGUGGAUUAAUGACCUGAACAUACUACAGAAAGUUAAAAUAGAAGGGUGUAGAUUGAAGGUAAUUGAUCAAAAAGAGGUUGACGUCUAUGGUAUGGCAUGUACUCCGUCUAAAGAUCUCCUUUUUGUGUCUGGAGAAUCUGUACUGAAGCAGAUCAGUGGCCAAACCAGUGAAGUGACUGAUUCCAUUUAUGAUGUAAAACAAGGACUAAAAAUAUCAGCUGUUCAUGUAAAUCCAGAUGGAAAAGUCACUGUUGGUGCUUAUGGUGGGAAUAUAAGCUUUCCAGCUGUAGGAAGACGGGUUGUCAUUGUUAUGGAUAAAAGUGGAAAACAUGAAACUACUUAUGAAUAUGACAGACAAGGCAAUUCUAUAUUUACAUAUAUUCGUAAUGUAACCAGAACAGAAAAUGGUAAUAUCUGUGUAGUGGACCAUUUAUCUAAAGAUUUAAGUGGUAGAGUGGUAAUACUGAAUGGGGAUGGAAAUGUUCUAAAUACUUUCAGUGGCCAUCCAGAAGUUAACACAGACAAAUUUCCUUAUAAACCAUUAUGUGCAUUCACUACACAUUCUGACAAUAUUGUAGUUUCAGACACAUUUUCUUCCAUUUUAUAUUUUUUUAACAGUUCUGGAAAUUUUAUUUUAUGGUGUGAUUUAAACAAAGUUGGAAUAUCUUCUUCGUUUUCUUUUUCUAUUGCUGACUCUGGACAUAUUUUCAUAGGAUGUACAGCUCCAGGCAGUAGUGAUUAAGCCAAAAUAUAUGAAGUGAAUAUUUCAUGACUUUAGAAAAAUUUCAAUUCGUUUGAGGAAAAAUCUUUGGAUGCUUGUACAAAGACAGUGUCUGUCUAAGUAGUUGUUUCUGUCUUUUUAAUAAAUUAUGUUUUAAAUAA
Molecule: messenger RNA, 1851 nt
Organism: Mytilus californianus (California mussel)
Lineage: Eukaryota; Metazoa; Mollusca; Bivalvia; Mytilida; Mytilidae
Exons: 1
Coding region: 164-1711 (515 amino acids)
Molecular function (GO): zinc ion binding
Source: RefSeq, a predicted model, not a curated record